This is a messenger RNA of Oncorhynchus tshawytscha (Chinook salmon), 3096 nucleotides long. Its product is annotated as prospero homeobox protein 1. Gene Ontology annotation, molecular function: RNA polymerase II cis-regulatory region sequence-specific DNA binding; DNA-binding transcription factor activity, RNA polymerase II-specific. The coding region runs from base 834 to 2975 and encodes 713 amino acids. Gene Ontology annotation, cellular component: nucleus. NCBI's taxonomy places the organism in Eukaryota, Metazoa, Chordata, Actinopteri, Salmoniformes, Salmonidae. The record is from RefSeq and is a predicted model, not a curated record. Gene Ontology annotation, biological process: regulation of transcription by RNA polymerase II. The transcript is spliced from 6 exons.
GAUAUCUGCCCACGUGGAGAGUGAGUAUGAAGUUUAGUUGCCCCAGGAUAUACCCUCAGUCCUACAGCCACAAAUAUAUAUAAUCCCAGCGAAUUUCAGUUUUGGCAAGUCGUUAGUUCAUCCUAUAUCACGUAGCUAUACUUUAGUCUACAUAAUGGACCGAGAGAAAGAGGAGAUAGGGAACAAGGGGGUUAAUGCCAACCGUGCCGUGAAGUGGACAACAGCUCGCGAGCCCACCCUCGCGCACAUUUUCAAAGCGUGUGAGGAUGUCACAGGGAGAUACUGUAUGUUAGGAAGCUAGAGAUAGACAGAGAGAUAUAGGAAGAACAGAUGGAGAGAGGGACAGAGUUAGAAAGAGAGAGGGGGAUUGACAACGAGGAGUAGCAAUAACAGGAAACACAGCGCGCAGGGCUUUGCUUUCCUACGGAGCGGAUGCACUGACCAGAGCAAACAGAAGGGCACGAGAGGAGCGGUAGCAGACAUAUAAACGGGAAGAGGAACACUCGACCACCUCAGAACUAACCGGUUCUAACAUUCUCACAGAGAGAGAGAGAGAGAAGAGUCGGUUUCCGUGCGGGGUGUUAUCCAAUUGAAAUCCAGGUGAACAACUUUGGAACACUGAGCCAUUGACUGACUAGCUACACCCGGUAGCAGUGUUAUGGGUGCGUUUCUUUUGACAAUAAGACACCGGGCUACAGCCAUAUGGUUUUGAACCUAGAAGAAGACCGAGAGACGGGAGUAGGCGAGAAGGAGUCGGCCGGGAUUGGUGAGAGGAAUGUCCAGUUGGACAGAAAAGCACGAAACCGUCAUCGACGAGGAGAAUAGAAGGUUCCAUGGAUUCCCCUUCUGAUCUGUUUGGUCGUCAGUCCUCCCUGAUUUCUCCCUUUGACCUUUACUCUGACCCCUCCACCGCCCUUGACCUCCCCAGACACCUCACACCCUCUGGAGGGGGGAACGGUGCACCCUACCCUGGAGCCAACCCCUCCUACCCCCUCAUCCACCACCUGCUGCAGCCUGGUGGAGCCCCCAUGAGGUCCGGGGGGGAAUUACACCUAGACAGAUAUAACAGGGAGGAGGAGGAGGGGAUGGGUGGACGGUUGGUAGGGGUGGGGGGGAAGAGGCUGAGCGGUGACGCCCUAGUGGCAGACUGGAGUUAUGACAUGAUGAGAGUGAAGCGAUUGAGACUGGAGAGUCUAGUUAAAGGAGAUGGAGAGAUAGGCUUAGAGGAAGAAGAAGAGGAGGAGGAGAAAGGGAGGAGGAGUGUGGAGAGGGGGAACAGGGAGAAAGGGAGGGAGGGGAGGAGAAGGGAGAGAGAGGAGCUGAAGGAACAGUUGGAAGAGGCGAGAGGAAGACUGAAGGCCUUGCAGGAGAAAGUAUGGAAAGCAUUCGGAGAGAGACCCACUCAGGAGGAGGAGAAGAGGUGGACCGGAGGAGAGCAGGAGGAGGAUGGUGAUGGAGAGAUGGACAAGGAGAAGGAGACAGCAGAAGGGAUCACUGAAGAAGAGGAGGUGGGAGAAAUAGACGAUCUCUCUCUUCCCUUCAUCCCCUCUUCUCCCCAUUUCCAAGGCAUCGCUAGACGAGACCGAAAAGCGAGGGACCAUGAGAAAAGGAGUGAAGAACAGAGGAACGCGAAUGGAGGAGGGGGGGUGUUUUUGGAGGGGGUUCUGGAGAGGGCGGCAGUGUGGAUGGGGUGUGGGGUGGUGAGGGGGGAAUGGGAGCGUUUUGGAGGGGAGCAGAAGUUUGCCCAAGCUUUGAAACAGGAACUGGGAAGCGCUGUAGCUCGAGUCAUCGAUAGGGUCCUCCGUCUAUACACCCAAAACGAACCUCUACCUCCCUCCAUUCAUCCUUUCACCCUGUCACCCAGAGAGGGAGGGAACGAGGGAGGAGGCGGAGGAGGAGUGUGGGCAGCCCUGAGAGAGAGGAGGGGGAGAGAACGGGGUGGAGGUUCACCUCCCCACUCGAACAGAGCUCCGCCCCCCCACCAGGAACAAUCUGAAGCGUUGCCGUUGAUUACCCGUCGCCCCGACAACCGCCGACACCAUCUUCUACCCCUCAACAACCACCCUAACAACCGAACUAAAACCCUCUUCUCCCUCCCCACCCCUUCCCCCUCUCUGCCAGCCUCACCGCCCUCACCACCACACCCACCCCGCCCUCCUCCCCCCCCCUCCUCUUGUCAUAAGGACUCCUCCCCCUUCCUCCCGCCCUCCUCCUGCCCGCUCCCCCUCCCCCUCCUCCACUACACCAUGCAACAGCUCUUCACUCAUUCUCUCUCUCACCUUCAUCCUCUCCACAAAGGGAACCCUUUCCUCCCCCACCUCACCCCCUCCUCCUCUUCCUCUCAUCCCUCCUUCCCUCCCCUCACUGUGAUGGAGGGAUUGGACCGGCUGGAUGGAGGGCUGCAACAUCAUCAUGAGAGGGAUGGAGGGAUGAGAGGAGCAGGACGGGACGGUGGGAUGGAUUCUGGGAUGUAUCUCGGUCCGGGUUCAUCUCAGGAGGGUUUGUCUCCCUGUCAUCUGAAGAAAGCCAAACUGAUGUUCUUCUAUGCUAGAUACCCCAGCUCUAACACACUCAAGACUUACUUCCCCGAUGUCAAGUUCAACCGCUGCGUGACCUCCCAGCUCAUCAAGUGGUUCAGUAACUUCCGUGAGUUCUUCUACAUCCAGAUGGAACGCUUCGCCAGACAGGCUGCCCGCGACGGUGCACCCUGCCUGGGGAGAGAGCCCCCCCUCCGCCUGGGGAGAAACACGGAGCUCUAUCGCAUACUGAACAUGCAUUAUAACAAGAGCAACGACUACCAAGUUCCUGACAGGUUUGUGGAGAUAGCAGAGUUAGCACUGAGAGAGUUCUACACGGCGAUACAGACUGGCAGAGAUAGUGACCCCUGCUGGAAGAAAUCCAUCUACAAGAUUGUCUGUAAACUAGACAGCCCUGUUCCAGAUAGUUUUAGACUGCCUGGAUGUCCAAUGGGCUGAGGAGAGGACACACACACACACACAAUGCGCAAGGGAUACACACACACACACACACACACACGGAACACACACACACCCACAAUGCGCAAGGGACACACACACAACACACACACACAAUGUG